This is a messenger RNA of Teleopsis dalmanni, 1061 nucleotides long. It is a transcript of the gene Cep135, whose product is annotated as centrosomal protein of 135 kDa. The transcript has 6 exons. The record is from RefSeq and is a predicted model, not a curated record. Bases 57 to 1061 code for a protein of 334 amino acids. NCBI's taxonomy places the organism in Eukaryota, Metazoa, Arthropoda, Insecta, Diptera, Diopsidae.
UAAAUUUUUUGUUACACUUGACAGUAUAAGAUACAAUUCAUUUAAAAAAUAAAACGAUGCAAAACAUGCUAAAUUUUGAGUGUUUUAACGAUUUGCGAAGUAGUUUAAAUAUAUUAGGUUACGAAAAAUAUUCUUUACCGAUUACUGGAGUUCCACUCGUGAGCGCGAUCUUAGAAGAUUUGAUCAAGGCGACUGUCAAUUUUCGUGGUUGUAAGCAGAAUUUCAUGAAUUUCUUGGAGGAUAGAUCAUGUGAGCAGUUGGGAAUGGAGCCAUAUAAAUGUGAAAAUACACGACUUUUGGUUGAAUGUAAUCGACUCCAUCAUGAAGCGUUAAAAAAAAAUGAAAAGUUUUUGAAUUCAGAGGCAGAGUUAAAAAAAAGGGUCUAUGAACUGGAAAAAGAUAAUAAGCGAUUACUUGAGCAAUGCCAGUAUUUGCAAAAAAAAGAAAAUUUUUCGAACACAAAUCGAAAAAAACAAACAAUAGAUUCAAAAUUGAAAUGUUCAAAAGAUAACAAGCCUUUUGCGGGCUCAGCAGUCAGCAGUAAUUUAAUAAAUUCCGUCACAUAUAUGGAAAAGAUAAAAACAAACCAGUUUUCGAAGUGCUAUCAUGGUUCCAAUCAGAAUGCAAUGAAGAAAACUGAAGUUAAUAAUGGAAAUAUUGUGCCGAAAAUCCUGGAGCUAGAAAACAAUGUUGAAAAACGUGACAACGAAAUUGGCGGACUCAAUAAAUUUGUUGAAGGUGAACGAUUACCAUUUGUGCUGGCAAAUAACUGCUGCUACAAAAACUUCGAUAAACUGUGUGAAAAUAUUGCAUUUCUGCAAAACGAAAAAAGAGAAAACUUAAACAAAAUUCAAGGAUAUCAGAAGCAAAUGCAUGAGGUAAUGCAGCGAGCAAUUAAUAAUGAAGUUCUAAAUAAUGAACUAAAGAACGAAAUUGAUGAUCUUAAGAAAGCUGCGUUGCAGGUUGAAAGGCAAGCAAAUAACGAAAUUCAACUUCGCGAAAUAGAAAUCGAAAAUCUUCGUACUGAAUUAUAUAAAAUUUUGUUCUUCGUUAUAUUUUAA